This is a messenger RNA of Patella vulgata (common limpet), 1920 nucleotides long. Its product is annotated as GTPase IMAP family member 4. Lineage: Eukaryota; Metazoa; Mollusca; Gastropoda; Patellidae. Gene Ontology annotation, molecular function: GTP binding. The transcript is spliced from 3 exons. The record is from RefSeq and is a predicted model, not a curated record. The coding region runs from base 153 to 1115 and encodes 320 amino acids.
GUACGGUAGUUAGUGUAUACACACUGAUAUAACAGCGUGCAUCUAGAUAGUGAUUUUAUUCAAGCAUACGACAUUGGUUCCUGCAGUUAUAGUUAUAUGAUAUGAUCAAUUUACACGACACGCGAUAAGCACACGCACACGAUUAAAAAAUUAUGGCGGCAUCCAGUAUAAAUAAUGAAAUCAGAAUGGUUAUGGUCGGUAAAACGGGAGUGGGAAAAAGUGCGUUGGGGAACAGCUUGCUUCGAAGACAUCACUUUGAAUCAAGCACUAUUGGAAUGUCCGUCACGUCUAAAUGUAAAUUUGCGCAAGGUAAUCUUCGUGAUGGUACCAAGAUCUGCAUCGUCGAUACACCAGGGAUUUUCGACACCAGAAAGAGUAACGAGGAAACCACUAUGGAAAUAGUCCGGUGCAUCGGCCUGUCUUCACCCGGUCCCCACACCUUUCUCUUUGUCCUCAGCAUCAGCCGAUUCACCAAGGAGGAGUUGGAUACCGUAAAUCAUCUGGUAGCUGUCUUUGGAGAGGAUGUCAUCAACCAUGUUGUAAUCGUCUUCACUGGUAAAGAAUCUCUGACGUUCGAGAAGCUAACAUUGGCCGAUUAUCUGAAGAGAGUUCCACCGGAGCUCAGCGAAUUAGUUCAACGAUGUCGUUCACGCUGCGUCACCAUAAAUAAUCGUGCAGAUGACGCCGAAGUUCAAGCAGAUGUUGAUGGAAUUAUUAAUAUGGUGAGGAGAACUAUUCAUGAAAAUGGCGGAUCUUACUAUACGGGAGAGAUGUACAGAGCGGCAGAGGAGGCACUCAACGAAAAAAUGAGGUUAAUCGACGAGGAAAAACAUAGAAGGGAAAGAGAACUCCAAAAGAGACACGAAGAACUUGAACAACGGGAGAGAGAAAUCGAAGAAUCUGCUUCCAGGCGAACACAAGAGCAUGAGAACGAGAAGAGGAGACUAGAGGCUGAGUUACAAGCACUGAGGAAUUCUGAUACUCGUCAACAGGUGCGUGAAGAGGUCGAGUCGUCGCCGAAAGAUGGGAUUCUUAAAACUAUACUCAAGACUGUUGGUACUGUACUUGUUGGCGUUCUUUCUGGUAUUGCAACAAAGCGCUGUACUAUAAGUUAAAGUGACGGUGCGUCAUUUGGAUUUAUCUCUAGAAUAUGAAAUUUCCCAGGAAAAUGCUAAUUGUAGGCCGGUUGCGGAGGUUCGGAUGUUUCCGGAGUCCAAAAUGACCGCUUUAUAUAAAUGAGAAUUCUGGGGAAUACUAAACCGAACCCUAAACCUAACCCUUUUUAGAAGACUGAAAUCGGAUCCAAUUUACCUAUAACCCCUCUUAAAAGUUUUAGGGUUAGGGUUCGGGUUAGAAUUUCCCAAAAUACUCAUUUAUAUAAAGCGGCCAUUUUGGCCUUCAAUUAGCAUCUCCCAAUUUCCCACGGUUUAAAGAUGCAUAAUUUAAGAUUUAGAUAUUAGUUAAAACAAUACAAUAGAUAAUGGAAAGGGAAUAUAUUGACAAUUUCAUUCUGUGCAAUGUUGUAAUGGCCGUUUGAAGAACAGUGUAGUCCCGAGUGUCAUUAUUACCGUUGUUACAAUAAAAAAACAAAGUCUUGAUUAUCCAUUUUUUUAAAUUAAAUUAUUAACUGGCAAUCGUGUUUAAAUUCGUUGAAAAUCAAAACCAUCGGAUGAUCUAGAAAGUUGAUUAUGGGCUUAGCAUGUGAAUAGAUUUCUAAUUAGUGUUUUAAUAUAAUGCUUGAGGCCUAACAGAAGAUCUGCCUUAGGUAGAUUUAGCCAUUACAUGAUGUAUGAGUUUGGACUAUGGUGCACAAGUAGGUAAAUGCGAACCUGUCCAGAUAUGAAUCAAGGUUUAUAUUCAGAUAUCAAUCAUACUUUAGCUGUACGUUUUUUAAAUAAAAUAUAAUGGAUGCCACUCAAA